Daucus carota subsp. sativus is the source of this 1703-nucleotide messenger RNA. Its product is annotated as L-Ala-D/L-amino acid epimerase. Bases 68 to 1351 code for a protein of 427 amino acids. The record is from RefSeq and is a predicted model, not a curated record. Gene Ontology annotation, molecular function: racemase and epimerase activity, acting on amino acids and derivatives. The transcript has 7 exons. Lineage: Eukaryota; Viridiplantae; Streptophyta; Magnoliopsida; Apiales; Apiaceae.
ACAUUUUUCUCUCUUCACCCAAUCAUAAAACUCCAUCAACUACAGUUUCCAGCAAAAGGGUUCAUCCAUGUUGUCUCUUUCUUCAACCCCUUCUCAUCUUUCCUCUUCUUUUCUCUCUUUUACCCUUCAUUCCCCCAGCCCCAAGUCCUCAAAUUUCAAGAUUUUCAAGGUGCCCAUCAGCUGUGGGGGCACAAAGAUGACAACUUUGGUGACUAAUACAAGUUUUGGGUUCAAGAAUUUGAUUGAGACAUUCACAGUUAAUGUUCAGAAGGCUGAGGGGAGGGAAUUGAAUGUGCCUCUGAUUGCCCCUUUUACUAUAGCUACAUCCAGGCUUGAGAAAGUUGAGAAUGUGGCUAUUAGGAUUGAGUUGAGUAAUGGGUGUGUUGGGUGGGGUGAGGCUCCUAUUCUUCCUUUUGUCACAGCUGAGGAUCAGCCUUUGGCUUUGAAGAAGGCGGCGGAGGCUUGUGAGUUUUUGAAGAGGAGUCCUGGUAUGACUUUGAGCUCAGUGUUGGGUGAGGUUGGUGGGAUUCUUCAUGGCCAUCAAUUUGCUUCUGUCAGAGCGGGGGUCGAGAUGGCCCUGAUUGAUGCAGUUGCUAAUAGCAUUGGCACACCUUUGUGGAGACUGUUCGGUGGAGUUUCAGAUACAAUAACCACUGAUAUUACAAUUCCAAUUGUUUCCUCUUCUGAAGCUGCUCAAUUGGCUUCAAAGUAUCGUAAACAAGGAUUUAAAACCUUGAAGCUUAAGGUGGGUAAGAAUUUGAAUGGAGACAUAGAAGUACUUCAAGCAAUACGCACUGCGCACCCUGAUUGCUUGUUCAUCUUAGAUGCUAAUGAAGGUUACACCUCAACGGAAGCUAUUCAAGUUCUUCAGACAUUACAUGAAAUGAAGGUGACUCCAGUUCUGUUCGAGCAGCCAGUUCACAGGGAUGACUGGGAAGGUCUUGGGCAUGUUACUCGCAUUGCAAAAGAAAAAUAUGGGGUAUCCGUUGCCGCCGAUGAAAGUUGUCGGGGUUUGGCUGAUGUCAAGAAGAUAAUUAAAGAAAAUCUAGCAGAUGUCAUUAAUAUCAAGCUUGCUAAAGUUGGAGUAAUUGGGGCCCUUGAAAUUAUUGAGUUGGCAAGGGCAUCGGGCUUGGAUCUGAUGAUUGGUGGUAUGGUUGAGACUAGACUCGCUAUGGGUUUCGCUGGUCACCUUGCCGCAGGGCUCGGAUGUUUCAAAUUCAUUGACCUAGAUACCCCACUUCUGCUGUCAGAAGAUCCAGUUUUUGAGGGCUAUAAAGUUUCUGGUCCUGUUUAUAAGUUUACAAAUGCCAGAGGCAGUGGCGGUUUUCUCCAUUGGGACAACAUUAGAUGAUGCUUAAUUUUUGAUAGCAUGUGUUCGGUUGGACUGCUGCUUUAUGAAGCUCUGUGAACAGUCCACCAGGCUGGAAGUCGCUAGAACAAAAUAGUUAUCCACGAUUCACGAAUUAAGCAUUCUGAAGUAACUAGUCCCGGGAAAUAAGUAUGUGCAGGUGAUCUAUGUUGUUUUAUUAAUGUGCAAGCUCUUUCAUGUGGCUACCACAAUGUGAAGAAUAGUUGGUAAUUUCUUGAAUUGCUAAUUUGUGAAGGUGUUACAGUUGAAAAAUGAACUAGCUUCUUUAUCUGGAUACAUUUAAAGCCAUGGUUGAUAUAUCUUUCGGUUUGCGAUUAUAGACUAUCUUAAGAAA